AUGGACCAAAGUAAUGAAAACUCAACUGAUUUCAUCCUCCUCGGGCUCUUUCCAGGGUUCAGGCAUCCCUCCCUUCUCAUUCUUAUAGUUCUCCUCAUCUACACCAUUGCCUUUACCGGAAAUGCACUCUUGAUCCUCCUCAUCUGGCAGGACUCUCGCCUUCACACCCCAAUGUACUUCCUGCUUAGCCAGCUUUCCCUCAUUGACCUGGCUUAUAUUUCCAGCACAGUCCCCAAAACAGUAACCAACUAUUUCACAGGGAGGAAGAACAUAUCCUAUUUUGCCUGUGCAACUCAGCUAUUUUUCUUUCUCACACUUGGAAUUGCUGAGUGUGUCCUGCUGACCCUCAUGGCCUAUGACCGCUAUGUGGCUGUCUGUAUUCCCCUGAGAUAUACAGUGCUCAUGAGCCCUACUGUCUGUCUGCAGAUGGCUGCUGCAGCCUGGAUAGGAGGAGCUCUUGCUGCCCUUAUUCACACCAUCUAUCCAAUGCAUUUCCCUAUUUGUGGUUCCAGGGAGAUUAAUCAUUUCUUUUGUGAGAUGCCUGCCAUCUUGAGACUGUCUUGUGUGGACACAACAGCCUAUGAGAUGGUGAAAUUUGUGACCACCAUUGUGUUUCUACUGGUCCCAUUUAUUCUCAUCCUGUCAUCAUACACCUUCAUAUUCCUCACUGUCUUUAGGAUGAACUCCCGCAAGGGAAAGAACAAAGUCCUUGCCACCUGCUCUUCCCACCUGACUGUGGUGAGUCUCUACUUUGGUCAGGGUAUCUUCAUUUACAUGAUGCCCAGCUCUUCCCAUACACCUGAACAAGACCAGAUUGUUGCUGUGUUUGGCACCAUGGUGACCCCCAUGCUCAAUCCUCUCAUCUACAGUCUGAGGAACAAAGAAGUAGUGGGGGCUCUGAAGAAGAUGAUAAGAAGGUUUUGCAGCUGUGAAACAGCAUAG
Chrysochloris asiatica (Cape golden mole) is the source of this 942-nucleotide messenger RNA. Its product is annotated as olfactory receptor 2T27-like. Gene Ontology annotation, cellular component: membrane. Gene Ontology annotation, biological process: G protein-coupled receptor signaling pathway. Gene Ontology annotation, molecular function: olfactory receptor activity; G protein-coupled receptor activity. NCBI's taxonomy places the organism in Eukaryota, Metazoa, Chordata, Mammalia, Afrosoricida, Chrysochloridae. The transcript has a single exon. The record is from RefSeq and is a predicted model, not a curated record. Bases 1 to 942 code for a protein of 313 amino acids.